Molecule: messenger RNA, 1131 nt
Organism: Prosopis cineraria
Lineage: Eukaryota; Viridiplantae; Streptophyta; Magnoliopsida; Fabales; Fabaceae
Product: transcription factor MYB106-like
Exons: 4
Coding region: 1-1131 (376 amino acids)
Source: RefSeq, a predicted model, not a curated record
AUGGUGAAGUCAUCGAACUCAUCGUCGCGCGGUGAGAAGGUAGGGUUGAAGAAAGGGCCAUGGACUUCUGAGGAAGACCAGAAGCUCAUGGCUUACAUUCAGCAACAUGGCCAUGGAAGUUGGUUUUCCUUGCCUGCAAAAGCUGGACUCCAGAGAUGUGGGAAGAGCUGCAGACUAAGAUGGACUAAUUAUCUAAGGCCUGACAUCAAACGAGGCAAGUUCAGCUCACAGGAAGACCAAACCAUCAUUCGACUUCAUGCUUUUCUUGGAAACAGAUGGUCAGCUAUAGCACUUCACUUGCCAAAAAGAACAGACAAUGAGAUCAAGAAUCACUGGAACACCCGCCUCAAGAAGAAGCUCCUUAGAAUGGGCAUAGAUCCCACCACUCACAAACCCAUAAACGACACCGUACACGGCCACUCAGCCAACCUUAACCAUAUGGCUCAGUGGGAAACUGCCCGGCUCCAAGCUGAAACCAGACUAGUCAAAGAAUCCAAGCUGCAGCUUCAGAUCAACCGGCUCGGCUCCUCAUUCUCUUCCCAGCCUUCACCGACGACUCGACUUAAUUCACGAUCGCCAUCCAUGUCUUCAACUUCGACUACUACUCCAGAUAACAUCCCCAUGUACGCCAUGAUGCUCGCCGCCGACGACAACCUCAAGUCACCGACGUCGACAUUGUGCUUCCCGGACACCAAUUUCCUCAACCCCAACACUACUAAUGGUAAUAUGAUAACCACCUUUGGGCUUAUCAAUGAAAGCUUACUUCCUUCUUCUUCCAACUGCACCAACACUGCUGGGGAGGGUGGAGCUAUGAAAGAAGCGAACGACUACGGCAGUACUGAACCAUGGGAAAACACGGUGGGAAGCUUGGAAGUCGGCAACAUUAUGGUGGCAGUGGAAGCAUUCAGAUCAUCAAAAGGGCAUAACUGUAAUAAUAAUUCCAUGGAAGGUCUUCAAGGUGACGAUGUGUUGGUGUAUGGAAUCAAUGAGAACUGGCCACAGCAAAACCUAGGAGUCUUAAAUGAUGGGGAAGGAGAGAGCGCCAACUUUGAGGAGAAGCAUUAUUGGGAAACCAUUCUCAGCUUCGUCAAUGAUUUUCCCCGAUCACCUGCUGCUUUCCCUGAGUUGUGA